Messenger RNA from Pteronotus mesoamericanus, 1332 nucleotides. It is a transcript of the gene LCMT1, whose product is annotated as leucine carboxyl methyltransferase 1. Gene Ontology annotation, cellular component: cytosol. NCBI's taxonomy places the organism in Eukaryota, Metazoa, Chordata, Mammalia, Chiroptera, Mormoopidae. The record is from RefSeq and is a predicted model, not a curated record. The transcript has 11 exons. Bases 148 to 1149 code for a protein of 333 amino acids. Gene Ontology annotation, molecular function: protein C-terminal leucine carboxyl O-methyltransferase activity. Gene Ontology annotation, biological process: C-terminal protein methylation.
GGGCGGCCUUCCUGAGCCGCGCCAGCUGAGCCGGGCGGAGCUCAGCCCCUUUCUCCUACCUUGCUGUGGGCGCGCUAAUUCCCCCGGGGGCUGUCGACCCCUCUUCCAUGUCCCGGGUGGACACAGCACCCCGGAACCUCUACGCCCAUGGCCACUAGCCUGAGGAAGCCCACUUUCAACUCCUGUCCUUCCUCCUCGACGGAAACUGACGACGAGGGCGUGCGCGGCACCUGUGAAGAUGCGUCUAUAUGCAAAAGGUUUGCAGUAAGCAUUGGCUACUGGGAUGACCCUUACAUUCAGCAUAUUGUGAGACUGCCUAAAGAGAGGAAGGCCCCUGAAAUUAACAGAGGAUAUUUUGCUCGAGUUCAUGGCAUCAGUCAGCUCACAAAGGCAUUUCUGCGGAAGACAGAAUGUCACUGUCAAAUUAUAAACCUCGGGGCUGGGAUGGAUACCACCUUCUGGAUAUUAAAGGAUCAAGAUCUUCUCCCAAGUAAAUAUUUUGAAGUUGAUUUUCCAAUGAUAGUCACAAGAAAGCUGCACAGCAUCAAAGUCAAGCCUCUUCUAUCAAAACCUAUUUUAGAAUUACAUUCAGAAGACACACUUCAAAUUGAUGGACACAUGUUGGAUUCAAAGAGAUAUGCUAUUAUUGGAGCAGAUCUUCGAGAUUUAUCUGAACUGGAAGAGAAACUAAAGAAAUGUAACAUGAAUACACAAUUGCCGACACUCCUGAUAACAGAAUGUGUGCUGGUCUACAUGACUCCGGAGCAGUCUGCAAACCUAAUCAAGUGGGCAGCCAACACUUUUGGGACCGCCAUGUUCAUAAACUACGAACAGGUGAACAUGGAUGACCGAUUUGGGCAGAUCAUGAUUGAACAUCUGCGGAGACGACAAUGUGACCUGGCAGGGGUGGAAACCUGCAAGUCCUUAGAGUCGCAGAAAGAACGGCUCCUGUCAAAUGGAUGGGAAACAGCCUCAGCCAUGAACAUGAUGGAAUUGUACAGCAGAUUACCUCGGACAGAAGUCAGCAGAAUCGAGGCCCUGGAAUUCCUGGACGAGAUGGAGCUCCUGGAGCAGCUUAUGAAGCAUUACUGCCUAUGCUGGGCGACCAGAGGGGGAAGUGAGCUAGGUUUGAAGGAGAUCACUUAUUAACCUUUUCAAGGCUUGUGCUGAGCCAGAAGCUGCAGCCACUGACCUACCUGAAGUUGAUACGCGAAUCUCCUGAAUGACGGCCAGGCCUUGUUGACCAGUCCAUUCCACACUCAAGAAACCAGCUACUAGUGCUGUCGCACCACUUCCUGUUCCUGUUGACUCAUCGUUUAAAUAAAUCUCAGU